GAGCUGCCUCCGCGGUAACCCCGCCAGCCUCCGCAGGUCCCAGCCCUCAGGCAAUGGGCCCCGAGGAGGCGGCUGUCAUCCUCCCGUCCCCCUGGACGUCGGGAGACCGUGCUGGAGGACCGGGGCCAGAGGGAGCUGGAGCGGCGGGCGGACAUUAAAAAAAAAGUUUGGUAGCUGCCAGCCAGCGAACAAAGGUUAUCCCUGCCACCACACCACCUGCAAGAGCACAAGAGAAAUUCGCAUAUUUUGCUUCUUGACUUUUAAAAUGGCUUCUGAACCAUCCAGAGGUGUUUUUAACCACUUGACCUAUUUUCUGGCUGCUGGUGCCAUUAGUUUGGGAAUUGGUUUCUUUGCUUUGGCAUCUGCUUUGUGGUUCCUGAUUUACAAACGAAGAGAAAUAUUUCAAAAUUCCAUAGUUAAAUUAACUGAUGAGAAACUUGCACAAAGAACAUCAAAGGUGAAGGUUAAAUCUAAUUCUCAGUGUGUUUUUAUUUCUCAAAACUUUCAUGAUGGAAGAGGCCAUUUGCAGGAGGAGCAAAGAAAAAAAGAAGCAGCAUGGAUAAAAGAAAGUGAAGAUCAUUCUGAAGAAUGCUGCCUUGCAAAACAAGACAUCAGCUGUGACCCCUCAGAGACUAGCUCGGCUGAAAAUGGCAGCAGUGCUACAUUAAGCUUAUCAACAUCAACAUCUGAUUCUUAUUGCAGCCAAAGUGUAGAAGCAGCAGAUGACUGGUUUUAUGAUGAUUCUGAAGCAAGAAAGGGUUCUUCAAAGCCUUUUCUUAAAGAACCUUUAACCGAAAAAGUGUUCUCAUACUUGUCAACCAUUUCACUGGAAGACUGUCCUGAAAAAUGUAAUGAAUAUGAUAUUUUAUGAUGAUCACAAAGAUGAAAGCAUUAAGGACAUAUUUUCACAAACACACAGAGAGGUUGAGAUAAAAAAAAAAACCUGCAACAUAAUAUGGGAUGACUUUUUUUUUCUUUUGAAACCUG
Messenger RNA from Jaculus jaculus (lesser Egyptian jerboa), 987 nucleotides. It is a transcript of the gene C5H1orf185, whose product is annotated as chromosome 5 C1orf185 homolog. The record is from RefSeq and is a predicted model, not a curated record. NCBI's taxonomy places the organism in Eukaryota, Metazoa, Chordata, Mammalia, Rodentia, Dipodidae. Bases 266 to 871 code for a protein of 201 amino acids. The transcript is spliced from 6 exons.